GUAUGGAUGUGGCAUUGCGAGACGACGAAGAGGAGUACAGGCGACAUGUGGCUGGCCGGGGAGCAGCAGAUGGGCAAGUGGGUGGGUGUGCCUCGUGGCAUAGGGCGCAUGGGUGUAGUCCUGCCGCCACGACACGGAUCCGAGGAACACGAGACUUCACAGGACACGAGCAGGGGCAUGACGAGAAGCUCACCAACACGGAGACGACGACCACACGGCUGCGGCGGCGGCGCCGGGCGCACGUCACACGGCACCCACAGGUCUCAGGACGAGCAUCCGCGAGUCCGCGCGGCCAGAGUGACGCACGAGCUCGCGUGUGCGCCUCUCGGACCCACAGCAUCGCGAUGCCGGCACGUCCAACGGCACAGCGACGCGGCGCCUGGACGUAUCGCAGCGCCGCGAGGAGCAGCGCAGAGGCCACGGCCGGCUGCCUCACGCGCGCACACCCAGAGCGGGCUCACUCACGACCUCAGCAGCAGGAACAGAAUCCCGCGCAAAGACUGCACAUGUCGCGCAGACGACCACGGCCACGACGCCGCUGAUGAAGGCGACGCAGCGGCCGAGGCGACGAUGACCAGUGAGCAAGGCUGGCAGUCAGGACGAGGAUGGCGAGAGACGUGCGACGGAGGGAAUGAGAAGAAUGGUGUCCAUUGCGGAGGAUGAGGAGCAGGGUGGGCACAGCGGGGGGGACGGGUGGGGAGGUUGUGG
Molecule: messenger RNA, 708 nt
Organism: Tilletiopsis washingtonensis
Lineage: Eukaryota; Fungi; Basidiomycota; Exobasidiomycetes; Entylomatales
Exons: 1
Coding region: 46-663 (205 amino acids)
Source: RefSeq, a predicted model, not a curated record